AUGUCGUGUGUCCAUCUUUUCUGUCUGCCUCGUGGUUCAGCUGUUGUCGGCAUCAGCUGGGGUCCUGUAAGGGUGAGCAUCGUAGUCAAGGUAACCAAGAGGGUCCACCUUCCCAUGGUUGCACACAGGUCCGUCACACCCUACUACUUGGUUACUCUAGAGUUGGUCAAUGGCUGGAGGUGGAAGUGCGAGCAAUGCUCAAUCAGCACUUCACCCUCACCACUGAAGCAACCAAGCGAGGGUGAAACUUUCCUAGUUGAUUUCUGUGAAGGAGGUGGAAUCCUCUGGGACCUCAACUUUCUUGCAGUGGCUUUGGUGUAUCCAGGAAGGUCGUUCCGCUAUUUUUCAGGCAGCUGGAGUGAUUUUGCUGGGCCGUCACUGGCACGCUUGACUUCAGAGUGGUUUACUGAUACGGCCUUCGACUUCACCCCAAAGGUGAAGCAGUAUCAGUUUUAUGAGAUGAAACUCAACCGUUCUCCUUUGUCACCAGAUACAACUGACUCCACUACAACAAUCACAGCGACAGUGACAACGACAGUAACAGCAGGACAGCAAAGUACAGCCAAAACAGAAACAACCACAAGACUAAGAACCAACCCGCUGACAGCUCCUAAUAACACUGAAGAAUUUAAGACUGUGGAUCAAAAUGAGACCAGCAUAACUCUGAUGUGGAAAGCAGUCCCCAACAUUGACAAUUAUCUACUUGUGUUUAAUGGAAGACAGAUCAACAUUAGUAAUUCUACAGAAGAAUACACAAACUACACAGUCUCAGAUUUGACCAGUGGAACCAGAUACACUUUCACUCUCUUCACUGUGUUUGGAAAUGUCAACAGCAGUGGAGUAAACUGCAUCGCAGUCACUGCUCCUAAUAACACUGAAGAAUUUAAGGCUGUUGAUCAAAAUGAGACUAGCAUAACUCUGAUGUGGAAAGCAGCCCCCAACAUUGACAAUUAUCUACUUGUGUUUAAUGGAAGGCAGAUCAACAUUAGUAAUUCUACAGAAGAAUACACAGUCUCAGAUUUGACCAGUGGAACCAGAUACAAUUUCACUCUCUUCACUGUGUUUGGAAAUGUCAACAGCAGUGGAGUAAACUGCAUCGCAGUCACUGCUCCAAAAAAUGUCCACAAUGUGACUGUGACACAAAAUGAGAACAGUAUAACUCUGACGUGGGAGAAGGUUAAUGACAUGCUAACAUACAUCCUACAACAUAGUAGUGAUGUUAUUGGCAAGAAUGACAUGGGCAGAUGCACGACAUCAGGUGCAUCAGUUACAUGUGUGGUCUCUUCUCUGACUGCUGGGACAAACUACAAUUUUACCCUUUUUACUGUGUUUGAGAACGUCAACAGCUCUGGAUACAACUUUAGUGCACCGACAGUUCCACCAGUGGUGCCUUGGGUCAAUGUGACUGAACGAUUUACUAACAGCAUAACUCUAGAGUGGAAGAACAUGAAUAAAGCCUGGAAAUACCAGCUUCAAAUCAAUGGUGAUGUGUCAGACGUCUCCUCAGAUACAAUCAGAAAAGUAGUGACAUCUCUUCAGCCUGGAACAGAGUAUGAUUUCAACUUAACCACAGUGUUCGCUGGACUCAGGAGCACUGCUUAUACGAAUUUCACUGUAACAGCCAUCGACUGUGCCAGUGCAGACUGGAAAGUUACCAACUCAUCAAUCAAAGCAAAGAUUGAAGGCUUGUUCUCGAAUGCAACCGCCCGUAAUGGAUCUAACGUUCAUGUCAGUGAAGGAAGUGAAAAUGUGUCAUUUACUGGACUUUACCCUGGUGCCACCUAUAAUAUUUCUCUUGUCUAUGAAAAGUCUUCCAGAGUUUUCCUGCAGUGUGAACACAAAUUAACAAUUCUUCCUCCUAAUCUAAAUGCUCACUGUGAGUACUGGGCAGCUGGAUACUCUGUUCUUAUUAAAUGGACAGACCCAGAGGGCGAGUGGACUAAUGCGGAGGUGAAUGUGACUGGAAAGACUCACACAGUAGCUAGUCCUGAAACUAAAAUCAUAAUCAGUGGAUUCCAACCUGCCAAAAAAUAUAAGGUGUCUGUAACUUCACUGUCUGGGGUGAGGAGGAGUUCUGAACCGCAUGUGUUUUACUGUCAGACUGAUCCAAGGGGAGUUAUUGCAGGGUCCGUAUUUGGCGUGCUUCUUUUUGGUCUCCUGGUCACUCUGGUUGUCUUCAUUUUCCUCAAAAGACCAGAUAUUAUUAGAAAGAAGUCUUCAUUCAUUGGUGGAUCCAAAGUACCAAACACACAGAGCAAAUCUAUUCCUGCUGCAAAGUUUCCUGACCACUUCCAUCAGCUGAGUUUGGAUGAGAACAGAGGCUUCAGCGAGGAAUAUGAGUGCCUCGCUCCUGUUGGAACAGACCAGACACGAAAGACUGCUAUUCUACCUGAAAACAAAGCGAAGAAUCGUUUCAAUAACGUCUUGCCAUAUGACUGGUGUCGUGUGAAGCUCACUACAUCAGAUCCUGAUGGAAUUUCAGACUAUAUCAAUGCCAAUUACAUGCCGGGCUACAGCAGUAACAGAGAGUACAUUGCCACUCAGGGCCCUCUGCCCUCUACUGUUAAUGAUUUCUGGAGAAUGAUUUGGGAACAAAGAGUUAAGAGGAUCGUAAUGGUAACCAACUGCAUUGAAGGAGGGCGGACCAAGUGUGAACAAUACUGGGCUGCAGACAGCAAGCCAUGCCUUUAUGGAGAGCUGUUGGUCACCAUGAGAUCUGAGCAACAGGAGACCAACUGGACACUGAGAGAAUUCAACCUGAAAGAUAGAAAAACCUCAGAAGAACGGACAGUUAAACAUUUCCACUUUACUGCCUGGCCUGAUCAUGGAGUCCCAGCGUGCACAGAGGUCCUGAUCCAGUUCAGAGGACUGGUGAGACAGCACAUAGAGAGAGAAGGGGGCAAAGCACCAACUGUGGUUCACUGCAGUCCUGGAGUCGGGAGAACUGGCACUAUCAUUUCCCUGGAUGUGCUGCUUCAGCAGCUGGAGAAAGAACAAGCAGUCGGCAUCAAUGCCUUCGUACACAAGAUGAGACUGAACCGACCGUACAUGGUGCAGAAGGAGUCCCAGUACAUUUUUCUGCACCAGUGCAUCAUGGACAGUCUGCAACCAAAAGACACGAAUGAAGAGAACAUUUAUGAGGAUUUAUACGAGAACACCUUAUACGUCAAUGCCACUGCUCUCCAAGAGCUCCGUCGGCACAAUGUAAAUGCCUAG
Pelmatolapia mariae (spotted tilapia) is the source of this 3216-nucleotide messenger RNA. RefSeq names its product receptor-type tyrosine-protein phosphatase H-like. Bases 1 to 3216 code for a protein of 1071 amino acids. The record is from RefSeq and is a predicted model, not a curated record. Gene Ontology annotation, molecular function: protein tyrosine phosphatase activity; protein binding. Lineage: Eukaryota; Metazoa; Chordata; Actinopteri; Cichliformes; Cichlidae. Gene Ontology annotation, cellular component: signaling receptor complex. The transcript is spliced from 20 exons. Gene Ontology annotation, biological process: peptidyl-tyrosine dephosphorylation involved in inactivation of protein kinase activity.